AUUAAUUCCGUGCUGUUAUCUGGAAACUGAGUCAGAGAUUAAUUUUGGUGCGGUGAUUGCAAACAGUAAAAUAAUUAGUAAAGAGAUUAGUAUUGCUAACCAUGGAUCAGCUUCAGGUACAUUUAAAAUAUCGUAUGAUGGGGUUGUCCUGCUUAACAUAGAACCUACCACUGGAGUGGUAGAGCCGAAAUCUAUAAAGACAGUUAAAGUGGAUAUUUGCACAGAUGUACCCAGAGUCAUCAGAGAAAUGAUAAAAGUGGAGUUGGAAGGUCAUGGCUGCACUGAAGUAUGGAUCAAAGCUGUUGUGGUUGAACAAGUUCUUAAAGUUCUAGGAGUGUCUUGUGGAAAUAUAUUGGAAUGCAUUCACUUUGGACCAGUUUACUUUGGGUCUUCAAAGACUGAACAAAUAACUUUAUACAAUGAAAGUCCUGAGUGUAUGGACUGGGUAGCAGUACUGGAAGACAAUGCCAUUGGAGGAGAGAUGGGGACAGAUCUUCAGAGAAGUGCAGAUGCUGUUUUACAAGACUUAAGCCUCAAAAAUAGAACAAGAGAUGUAGAUGUUUCCACCCUGAUCUUGUGCAUUCCCAAUCAAGGAACCUUGCUACCUUAUGAGAAAUCUUUGGUUACAUUGUGCUUUAGUCCAAAGGACUUUGCAGUGAACGACUCAUCACCGAAACAAGAUUACGUACUGUUUCUGAGAUUUGAAGCUGUUGGGAAUAAAGAUGGCUAUCUGCAGGCCCUCAGUGAUGGUGCCACAGCAAUCACGAUGAAUCAUCCUCAUCACAUGGAGUUAGCUUUGACAGGUUCUGGGCUUCCUCUCAUGUUAACUUUUAGUCCAGGACCAGUUAUUAAGUUUAUGGACUGUUUCCUGGGUGAACAAACACAAGUUCUAUGCACAUUCAAAAAUGAAUCCGAGUCCCUUCCAGUAACAUUCAGCUUCCGCAAGACUGCUCACUUUAAUAUUUCACCUGAAAAAGGGAAAAUUAAAAAAAAAUCUGCAAAGGAUGUGAUAUUUUCAUUUUCUCCACAUCAAAUAGGAACAUUUAAAGUGGAGCAAGUUGUUGAUAUCAUUGGUACAGGACUAGAGAAAAAUAAUUUACAGGUUUUGAAGACAAAAUCCUUUCACCAAAUAUAUUUGAGCUUUAUUGGUGUGUGCAAAUCUAAACGAAAAAACAUUCUAUUCAAAAUUAAUCCCGGUAUAACACCAAUGAUUUCCAAUGCAACUGGACGGUUUGUAGCUGAUGGCACAGGACAGUGCACUGAUACAGCACCUGUGGCAAUACUUAAAUCAACCCAAACACAAAUUCAUACUCACUGGAUAAACAGGAAUUGUAAGGGUGAUGCACUUAUAGCUUUUCCUAAUGACCGUGCAGCCAGCAUUAGGCCUAGUGAAUGGAAUAAAAAGUACAGGACUAUUUUCACGAAGACUGAGAGAUAUAAUUAUAUAGAUCCAGAGUUUUCUUAUACUGACUGUGAACGACUGUUAAAAGAAGCACAUAAGGAAUACUAUGCAGACUUCAUUUCUAGUUUAAGACAGCGUCGUUUACAGAAAGAUGCUGCUAGGCAGUUUUAUAUUUAUAAUAAUUCUGUGAGCAUUGGCCUUAAACCAGCUGAAGGGCUUAAGUCACCAAAGAUCUCAAUCACAGAUAUUCACAAGGAGAAGCUACAGUUCAAAAUGCUUCCUUUAGAUGAGAAUUGCCUAUUAACUAGUCGAAAAUUGGCAGCAAUUCGUUCUAAAUCUUCAAUCAAAGAAAUUUGGAGUGGGCUUAGUGCUAUGCCAUCUUCUACCCAAGAGAAGGAAGAUUGUACUCUAACUUUGACAUCCAAGCAGCUUCAUCAAAUAGUCAUUGGUCCUUCUACUAUGGAUUUUGGUGAUGUUUGUGUGUAUUCUACAACAGCAAGAAAACUGCACAUCAUCAAUAACUUGUUAGUUCAUAUAUGGAUACAAAUUGAGAUUGAAAUUGAUGAAUUACAACAGACGAGCCCAUUGUCUCAGGUGGUGCCUCCUCUUACAAAGACUCAUAUUCCAAUUGUAUUCGAGACAAACACUCUUGGGAUGUUUAAAAGAUCUUUCACUUACACAAUAAACAACCAACACCUUGGGCAUGUGCUGGUAGUUGCAAAAGCAGUGUCUGUAGAACUUGAGCUGUCUGCAAAAGAACUGAUUUUAAAUCCUAUUCCCGGCUACCUAGCGGAGGCAGAAUUUAGAACAACUGUCAGAGUAUACAAUCCCAGAAACCAUCCUGCUGAGUUUACUUGGAAACCUAUAAUUACAGAUAGAGGAACUGCAUUUUCUAUACAGCCAGCCAAAGGCUUUGUGGAGGCCUAUAGAGAUCUGGAGUGUGAAGUUGUUUGGCAUCCAAGGUUCAACUCUCCGGAAUCAGGAGAAUUCAACUUGUGUGUGCGUAAAGGAAACAAAAUUAGGUUGAAAUGUUUUGCAAAG
Messenger RNA from Fulmarus glacialis (Northern fulmar), 2443 nucleotides. RefSeq names its product chromosome unknown open reading frame, human CXorf22. The annotation marks the transcript as partial. Lineage: Eukaryota; Metazoa; Chordata; Aves; Procellariiformes; Procellariidae. The record is from RefSeq and is a predicted model, not a curated record. The transcript is spliced from 14 exons.